This is a messenger RNA of Anisakis simplex (herring worm), 1072 nucleotides long. The record is from the annotation of a GenBank genome assembly. Lineage: Eukaryota; Metazoa; Nematoda; Chromadorea; Rhabditida; Anisakidae.
UUAUGUUUACUUCGAAAUAUCCAGCGCAGCUCCAUAUCAAGUACGACGUAUUGAAGAGCUGAAUAAGACGCCAAGUGGAAAUGUAGAGGCAAAAGUGUUAUGUUAUUAUAGACGUCGUGAUAUAUCCCCAGGCUUGCUGAAAGUUUCGGAUCGUGCCGAAUGUGUGGAAGAUAGAGCACUGAUCAAUACGCGUCGUCGACUGACGGCAUCAUCUUCUGGGAACAAUAAAGAAUCGGUGAAUGGAGACACGAAUGGAGAGGAGAUUGCGUUGAGUGAAGGAGAGAACGGAGGCGCAGAAUCAUCAGAGAAUGGUCGUGAUAAAGAGGCGAACAAUGAGAUUAAACAUGAAUCGAGCGAAUCACCGAAGCCGAUGCAAGUUGAUAGUGGUGAACCUGAGGAAGACAUUAAAAAAUCACCUGAAGAGAAGAAAAAAGAGCCAGAGGCGGAUGAGGACGAUGACGAGAAAAUUGAGGGUGGGUAUGGACUCGGCGGUUUACCGACUGGCUCGGAGAAACUGACACCGAAAGAGCGUCAUUUGUUAAGGCAUUUUUUUGCUUUUAGACAGCACGAAUUAUUCUUAUCGCGUCAAGUCGAGGCACUUCCGGCCACUCAUAUUCGUGGCAAAUGUACAGUGACAUUGUUGAGUGAGGUGGAGACACCGGACAGUUACUUGGGCAAAGACGAUGUAUUCUUCUAUUCGUUAGUGUACGACCCGGCCGCAAUGACCCUAUUGGCUGAUAAAGGCGAGAUUCGAGUCGGUGAUAAGUAUCAGUGUGAGGUUCCAGAUGGAAUGGAAGCAGACGCUUUGAAAGAAGAGAACAAAGAAAAUGGAAAUCUGGUAAUUGUUGAAGAGGAGCUUGACGGUGCCGAACAGCAACCAGUAAUAUCGACAACGGAACGUGAAGUGCUCGUCUAUCAUCCACACCACAGUCUCACUGAUCGAGAUAUCGAUCAGUUCUUGAUUAUUGCCCGGUAUGGUUUCGAUUCAAUUGUUCACAGUUUGAUUUGUUUGCUAUUCACGUUCUCGCAUUUCUUACAUUUAAUUUUUUACUUUCGGGGGUAUCCCGUGUAA